UAAAACACUAAAAAACCAAAACUUUCAUUAUCUUGUAGAAGAUAAUAAUCUUGAUUAAUAAUGGCUGUCAAUAAUGAAAAGGAAUUAAUAGAAUUAAAAGAAUUGGAAACUUGUAAAGACAAAUUAACUGAAGAUAAUUUGAUCGAUGCGGAUAAAAGGGAGAGGUUAUUGAAAUCGGAAGACAAUCGGAAUGACGUGGACAAAAGUUCUUCCGAGAUAAUUCACUUCUGUGAUGGAGUUUUGAAGAAGAUCGGUGACGAAAAUUUACACUCCCCCGACACUUCAAAAAUAGACAAUGACGACAGAGAUCAUUUUUACAGGAAGAUAUCCAACGUUGGAAGAACAACUCUCGCUGUCAUUGAUUCUGUGGGUGAGAACUUAGCUGAGCUAUUCGGUUUGAUGCCACCUCUUCUAAAGGAAGAAGAAGAAAGGAUGAAGCAAAAUGAAGAAGCAUCGAAAACGUCAUCCUUAACCAUUUCCAACGGUUCAGAGAAUGAAGAGAGAUGCAAAAGAUCCAUUCCGAAGUGAUAAGAAUAACACAGUUAAUCCAUUCCAAUCCUACUCCUCCUUCCAGCUCUUCCCCAGCAUCCAGAUUUAUGUAGUACCAUUUAUGGCAGCAAACAUAUUAAAUCGGAGGUCGAUCUCAAGAUGGAAAAUCUAUAAAAUUAUCCGGGAAGAAAUUGUUGAAAGAUAAUAGAUACAGGAAAAAGAAGAAGAGAGGGAAGUAAAAAAUAAUAUAUUUAUUUAUUAAAAAGAACUAGUAAUUUGUUCAUUUGUCUUGUUUCUAGUUUCUAAUCUUUCUGACAUUUAAAAAUAAUGUAUAAGCAUUCAUUAAAGACCUCGUUAAUUCUGUUACUUUAGUAAACAAAUUUGUUUGAAAGUCUGACACCCAUUGGACGUUAAGGAAGAAAAAUAUCGAUACUGAGUCGUUAAUAUCGAGCUUUGUAACUAAUAAAAUAUUACGAGACGGUAUUUAAUUUCCUCUUUUCAUACUUGGCAAUUUUCUACAAAAAUUGAAUUGUUUUUUUUUUCCUCUUCUCCUCCUCCUCCUCCUCCUCUUCCACUUCUUUAAUGGAAUUAAUUUAGAUAAUUUUAUCAAAACUUAAUUUUUUUAAUUCAUUUUAGUUUAUAGCUUAUUAUAUUUAUUAUUUUUUUUUCCACUGUAAAAAGAGUUAAGUUUAAUCAUAAUCAAUCUAUCGUUCUUGUUAUAAAAAUGGAUUUAAGAGAAUGUGACGUCAUUUAUGAGUUAGAUUCGAACGUGUUUCGGGUUUUACUUUCCUCUCAGCUCCUAUUUUUUCACUUCUAGUGAUAAAUUUUAAGAUUAAAAAAAAUAUCUUAAAGUGUUAAAAAAGAAAAAUAAGCUUAUUUUUCUUUUUAACACUUUAAAAGUAUCCUUUUCUUUUUUUUUCUUUCUUCCUCUUCUAACUUUAAACUGACUGAAUCGAAGAUAAUAUGUAGCCAGGUAUUAUAUUCAGAAACACGAAAGAACAUUAAGAAAAUUUCUUUUAAAAAGUAAAACCUAAGGUAGGGGGGAGGCAUUCAUUUCGACUAACUGCAAAUUCAUAAAAACAUCAAAAAACUUGCAGAUUUACAGCUGCACUGGCUCACACACAAGCCGUUAAUGGAACAGUCAGGAUGAAGUUUAACUUACUUUACUUCAACUUUUUUCGGUUUUUUUAGGCCCUCCUCUGUAAUUAAUUUGUUAACUUUAACGUUUUAAAGAUUUUUCACUAAAUAUUUAAACUUUUUCGUGUAUAAUUUCCGAUUUAGAAGGGACAAUCUGACUCGUCUUUGAACCCGAAAAAAUUCCAGUUUUUUUCCCCCUUCCUUUAGGGAAACCAUCAAAGGAAACAAUAAAAAAAAUGUAUUUAUUUUAAUUGUUUCCCCUGAAUUCUUGACUGAAUUUUUCCCUUGGUUUAUUGUUUAAUACAAAAUUAACAAGAGAAAUUUUUUGUUUCCAACCAUUUCUUGAUUGUUAGUUUUGUGUUAAACAAUAAUUUUGGUAAGUUAUUUUCAUAAACGUCAUUGUAGAAAAUAUUCUAGAGAAGUGUGUUUAUCCAUUAUCAAAAAAUAAAAAAAAUAAAAAAAAGGGGAGGGAGCAAAAAGUUUCCAACGAACAACACGCGAUCACUUGACAAAAUCCAGACAGUUUUCGUCUUUAUAACGCUUGUAAUCUUGUUAAAUAUUCGAAUAUUAACACUUUUUUAACGUUAAACCUGUUAGGUAAUUAGCGCGAGUUAAUUUUAAUUAAGCUAUAAUAAAUUAGUUAUAAUUUAACCUUCAACAGAGAUGAUUGAUGGUAAACGUUUUUAGCGAUUAGCAUUUAAAUUUUUUCUUCCUUCUCCUCCUCCUCCAUCCAGUUCUGUUUCAGUAAAUUAACAUAUUUUCGGGGUUAGAUACUGUUUAAAAUGAGAGUUAAUUCGCUUCGUAAUUCAAUAAAAAAAUAUCCCCAAAUUCUUCCACUCGCUGAAGCUAGUCUCGAACUUUGACCUUGAACCCUUCUUACGUGACAGUUCGAGGGUCAAAAGCUGAUGAAGUCAUUAACUACCGUGACGCAAGAGCAUCACGACCGGCGUGAUACACUUAAGUUAAUGUCAUCGAGAGGUCAAGAGGUCAUCUUUUUAAAUAGGUGUUUUGGGAAUGAAGAAUGGAAAUAUUAACCCCGUUUCCGGCCGAAGAUAGGGAGGAGAGUUUUAGUUAUAAAUUAAUGCCAGAUUGGGAUAAGUGGAGACACAAAAGAUCUUUUAAAAUAUUUAUAAGAUACCGCUUUUAUAUGAAAAUGGCAUCAUUAGGGGGGCUAAUUAUUGCAGCUUUAGUCAAAAACACUUCUCAGAAUGGGGUAGAGAAGUUUUUUGACGUCAUAUAUUACAUAUCCAAGCUGGGAGAAUGCUUGGAAUUCUCAAAAAUCAACUAGGAAACUAAAGUUUUCCAAUCCUGUAAAGGAAUUCUAUGGCUGUUUGGUAGAAUCUAAUAAAUUUCCAGACAGAUGCCGGAAAUUCAAGUGUGUUGAAGGAACAAAAGAGUGGAGGAGAAGGGGGAAGGGGAAAAAAAGCGCGAGCUCCACUUUAUUCCAUGUAGAUGAGAUGCUGUGGAAACGGAGACGUCAUCUAGAUUAAGUUUCUACGUCCUGUUAAUGAAACGUCCAUUUAAGCAGUAGUUAAUCCGAUGUAAAAUAAGCAGUUAAUAAAAUGCAUAAAUAAUUCUUUUUUCCCGUUUUUUUUUACAAUUAUAAUCUCGAAAAAAAUAACAUUAAUAAUUAUGUUUUAAAACUUCAUUUACUUAAGGGAAUUUUAAAAAAAAAUUAAUAAUAUAAAAAUUCUGGAUUAGUUUUAACGUGUUUUCUUCUUCACUCGAAGAAUUCUCAUUACGUGAAGAAUUUUCCCCAAUUUCAAAGAUAUCAACAGAAAUUCCCUCAAUUCGGGGAUAAUUUUUUUUUCUGUACACGUUUUGAAGAAUGUUAAUUUAGAAAACUUUUCAGAAAUUUCCCGUUAUUAUUGUGGUGUAGGGAAAUUCGCAAAAUUUCCCUGAAAAAUUCCCUUCCUGAUCGUUAUUCGCGUAAUUUCCCUAAAUUUAUAACCUUUUAGGGAAAUAUGCAUAAAACCGAGACAAAUAUUAAAAUAAAAUUGAAAAAAAAUUUUAGUUGUCAGGGAAAUUUCCCCACGUCGGGGAAGAUAGCUAUUAAAAAUUUUUCCCUGUCACUUCUCUUCAGACGUCUAGCCUAUGUCAACACUGUUAAAAAUAUUGACUAAAUUCUCCUGGGAUACAUUCGCCAUCUUGUUUACCUCUCUAUUCAGCAAGGCACAAGUACAGUAUAAAAAGCAAUCCCCGAAAUAUGUUUGAAAAAUGCCCAGAGCCAAAUCUAAAAUACAAACUAGACAAAAGGAUUUUACUAAGAGAUUCGGGUCAAACUUUCGAUUUAGCAAAAUAACCUUCCCCUCUACCUGAUCUGCCUUUGACUAAAUAACGGAAUAAGCGGUUCCCCUUUUUGGCACUGGCUGAUUUGCAUUGCUUCCGGUGCGCCUGCACUUCCUUCCCCCCUGCUUUCUGCCCGGUUUUAGGCAAAUCGCAUCAAUUUGCAUGUCGCUAGAGAGUUUUGUUUUCCUUCUGCAAAUUCGGGUGAAUGUGGCGUAAAAAAGAGAGGGCGCGAGGGGGGGGAUGCCAUACUGCAACGUCUCCUUUAUUAGUAUUCUAGUGUGCGAGCGGUAGAAAACAAUCGGAAAACAAUCUGACGAAAGUAGAGAAUUGCUUUCCCUGCUGUAAUUAUAAUCGAUACGUUAUCUGUACUACAUCUUGCUUCGGAUCUGUGUAUCCAAGUACAGAUGAUAUACGUCUGUAGACACUACUUAUCACUGCUUUUAAGUUACUCGUAUUCAUCGUUACACACUAUAUUAUCAUUCCAUAGAUGUAACUAUAAGUCACAUUUAUUUACACAAGUCACAGAUCUUUAUACCUUUACAGCAAUUAGCAUUUAAAAAAAAAAGGGUGUAAAUUUUAUUUUACUGUUUUUAUGACAAUACUCAAUAUAAACUGUAAUAAAAAAAUCACAAAAUACAUGUCAAUUUUAAUGUAUAAACUACGAUCUAAUUUACACCCUACUUCACUGUAUUACAGCAUCUUUACUUAAUUAUACUGUACUGUACUAGCAUUUCUACCUACUUCUGUAUUGUAUAAAUGAACUGUAUACGAUUUUUACGUCCAGAAGCUAUUUUAUUUUUAGCUAUUCGCUUAUUUUACUCAGUAUCAUUCAUGAUGCUACGUAACACAAGCGGAAUUACUAAAAAUAAACACAUAUUUGACCUUUGGAAAACAUAAAAUUGCAUUAUUAAAGCAUAAACGUCGUCCUGGAAGCAAAAAAUAAUUCAGUUCUAACGCAUUUUACGCUAAAAAGUUUAUUGUACAGUGCAGAAACACUCGAUACACGAGGAGAAAAAGAGUCACUUUUUGGAUCAGAGGGUUGGAAAAAAGGGUCCAAAAAAAAAACGGCAUAGGAGAUUGGAUACUACGAUAUGACGUCAGAGGAUGAUGUAUGAUGCCUGAUUACCCUAAUUUUUUCUCUUAUACAGUGAAAACUUUCAAUGCAUUUUUGUCAUCCUUGUUUAAUAUCUCAACGAUUUUAUUUUACAUUUUUUUUUUAUAUUUGCUUUUUCUUUAAAAAAUAUUCUUUUAUAACCAGGUAUAAUAGACACGUGAAUGUAAAUAUUUAAAAAUACAGAAGGGAAAUAUAUUCUUUUUUACAGGCGUGUUUACUUUCAACUUAAGCUACUUUCCAUUGUUUAAGCAGACCAGAAAAAUAGCCAAUCGCUCUUCCUGUUUUCAACACAAUUAAAAUAAUGUUUACAUUAAAUUUUUGCAUUUUUUUUAACGUUAAGGGAGUUAAAAAUACAAUUUUAAAAAGGCAAAAAAAAAAUAGGUUGCAUUUUUAAGAUUUAAUUCGCGUAAUUAUCAACAGAUGGAAGCACGUGCAAAUUAAAUGCUUUAUAACAUCCACUAGGCGGCGCUAUGGAAGAUUUUAAUGCUUUACAGCGCCGCCUGGUGGUUGAUAAGUUAAAUUACAAUUUAAAAAGUAUAUUAUUAGCUUUUCAACGCUCCCUGGUAGUUGAUAAGUAAAACUACAAUUUUUUCUUAAAAGCGCU
Molecule: messenger RNA, 5633 nt
Organism: Centruroides sculpturatus (bark scorpion)
Lineage: Eukaryota; Metazoa; Arthropoda; Arachnida; Scorpiones; Buthidae
Exons: 7
Coding region: 61-528 (155 amino acids)
Source: RefSeq, a predicted model, not a curated record